GUUAGAGUGAGCAUCCGGGUGGGGGAUCCCUGCCAGGGGCUGAAGCCCAGUUGACGGUAGUGCUCUUUCUCACCAGCAGCACUGCUCCUAGGCCGCAUUCUGCCACCAUGAAGCUGCUUGCAAUGGUCGCACUGCUGGUCACCAUCUGUAGCCUGGAAGGAGCUUUGGUUCGGAGACAGGCAGAGGAAUCAGAUGUGCAAGGCCUCUUCAGUCAGUAUUUUCAGAGCAUGGCUGACUAUGGCAAGGAUUUGGUGGAGAAGGCCAAGACCUCGGAGAUUCAGAGCCAAGCCAAGGCUUACUUGGAGAAGACUCAAGAGCAGCUGACACCCUUUGUCAAGUCAGCUGGAACGACUCUGAUGAGCUUCUUUAGCAGUUUAAUGAGCCUCGAGGACAAACCAGCUCCUGCAGCUAAGUGAGAUGGGUCAGGACCCGUCUUCCGACCCAGUUGUCCCGCUGGCCACUGCGAGAGCCCUUCUCCCUACUUUCUGGCCGUUUUCUCCAAUAAAUUGAGGAAGGAGUUAAA
This is a messenger RNA of Mastomys coucha (southern multimammate mouse), 523 nucleotides long. RefSeq names its product apolipoprotein A2 (gene Apoa2). The transcript has 3 exons. Gene Ontology annotation, molecular function: cholesterol binding; high-density lipoprotein particle receptor binding; lipase inhibitor activity. Gene Ontology annotation, cellular component: spherical high-density lipoprotein particle; chylomicron; extracellular region. Gene Ontology annotation, biological process: cholesterol homeostasis; triglyceride-rich lipoprotein particle remodeling; high-density lipoprotein particle remodeling. Lineage: Eukaryota; Metazoa; Chordata; Mammalia; Rodentia; Muridae. The coding region runs from base 108 to 416 and encodes 102 amino acids. The record is from RefSeq and is a predicted model, not a curated record.